This is a messenger RNA of Drosophila takahashii, 2350 nucleotides long. Its product is annotated as sodium-coupled monocarboxylate transporter 2. NCBI's taxonomy places the organism in Eukaryota, Metazoa, Arthropoda, Insecta, Diptera, Drosophilidae. Gene Ontology annotation, biological process: transmembrane transport; sodium ion transport. The record is from RefSeq and is a predicted model, not a curated record. Gene Ontology annotation, cellular component: membrane. Gene Ontology annotation, molecular function: symporter activity.
CAGAAGCAGCAGCAGAAGCACCAGCAACAACAUGGCCAAGGACUUGAGCACUCUGGGCUGGGAUUAUCUGAUGUUUGUACUGUUUAUAGCCCUCACCGUUUUGGGGCCGCUGUGGAAACGCAUUUUUGGCAAAAAGAAGGAGCGCAGCAAGGCCGAUUAUGUUUUUGCCACCGGAGGAGUUUCAAUCGUGGCAGUGAUGAUUUCUAUAGCUCGAGGAACUUUGGGCGUGAGAUCAGUGUUGGGCUAUCCCAGUGAGUUGUACUACCGAGGAUCUUCCAUGUGGGAGAUUAUCUAUGGCAUGAUGAGCGCCUAUCCCAUCGUCUGUUUCAUGUUUGUGCCCGUCUACUUCAAUCUGGGCAUCACCUCCGUCUAUCAGUACAUCGAUCUCAGGUUCAAGAGCCGCACGGUGAGAUGCCUGGCCUCGGCAACGUAUAUUGUGCGACAGAUCUGCAACCUGGGCAUCACCGUCUACACGCCCAGCGUGGCCCUCUCGACGGUGAUUGGCAUACCCUACUGGGCCUCCAUCGUGGGCAUGGCCAUCAUUUGCAUAUUCUUCACCAUUAUGGGCGGCCUGAAGGCGGCUAUCAACGCGGACGUUAUCCAGACACUGACCAUCCUCGUUGUCACGGUGGCCGUCUGCAUCCAGGGAACCAUCUCGACGGGCGGCGUGAAGAAGGUCUACGAACUAAAUCGGGACAAUGGACGCCUCAGCUUUUGGAACUUCACGGGCGACAUGACUGUCAGGGUGGAUACCACAUCCGCUUGGCUGGGGCAGCUGUUCAUGUCCCUUUCGCAGAUCGGUUGUCAGCAGAACUUUAUGCAGCGCUAUGUCAGUCUCAAGUCGCUGAAGGAAGUGCGUCGAGUAAUGCUGACCAAUGUGCCUCUGGUGUUCUUUUUCUUCUCCCUCUCCUGGAUCUCCGGCAUGGUUAUCUACUCCUCGUACAUCAACUGCGAUCCCUAUGCCGAGGGCUACAUCAAGAAACCCGAUGAGAUUCUGCCCUUCUUUGUGGAAGAUCAGCUGGGUUUCCUGCCCGGCUUUGUGGGUAUAUUCAUGGCCACUCUUUUUAAUGGCGCCCUUUGCAUUAUGGUCUCCAAUCUUAACUCUUUGGCCACCGUUGUUUGGGAGGACUUUGUGUCCCAGUUUCCCAGGUUCAAGGGUCUCUCCGACCAGCAGCAGCUGGGAAUUCUGAAGACAAUCACCGUGAUCUGUGGCCUGAUUAUCAUGUGCGUGGCCUUUGGUGUUGGUUUGCUGGCUGGCGUCAUUGAAUCCUCGCUACUGGUUUUCUCGGCCACCUCGGGACCCCUGUUAGGCUGCUUUAUCCUGGCCAUGUUGGUGCCGAUUGCCAAUUGGAAGGGCACUUCCGCGGGCAUGAUCACCGCCUGCUCCUUUGUGCUGUGGAUCAUCGGCGGUAGCAUGACCAUCACCAAGCACAAUCCUAUGUUGCCCACCAGUACGGAUGGCUGCUCCAAUGAUACCUUCUCGCAGUCCAUUGGCAAGCCCAUUGUGGAGCCGGGACAGAUGCCCUGGCUGCUGACGCACACGCCUGUGGAUGGCUAUAACCAGAGCUUUGUGCCCACGCCACCCACGAUUGCACCUGAAAGAUCCGGACUGGAUAGCUUCUACUCGAUCAGCUUCAUGUACUACAGCUUGAUUGGAACCGCCUUGACCGUGAUAAUUGGCACAGUGAUCAGUUGGCUGACCCAGCAUCCGGAUGACGCCUACGAUGGCAAGCUGCUGCAUCCGAUGAUCUUCCGGCUGUGCGAGCGCUUCUCGGGCCCUAAGCCGUACUAUGUGAAGCACGAGGAGGAGUCCGGACUGAACGGACGCAGCAGCAGCGAUUCCUCGGCCACGACAACGACCUGCAAGGAGGAGAAGGUCAAUCAUGGCUACGAAUCGUCGCCGGAGGAGAAGGAGAAGAGCAGUCCCAUUGCCGUGGUCUUCACCACCACGUCGGAGGGCAAGGGAUCUGCGGAUCAGCAGUCCAUAUGCGAUGCAAGCCGGAUCCAAUUGGACAUUGUGCCCGGAGAGGGCGAAACGGGCGUUUAUCGCCAACUGGCCGGACGAUCGGCGCUCUGAGGGCUAACUGAAUACUACGUACUAGGCUUAAGUAGAUAGUUAGCUCCACCACUUAGUCUGUAGCCUGUAAGCUAAGCCCUAGGAUAGACCAAUUAGUUAGCCAAGUGUUUCACGUCUAUAAAGAUGCUGUGAUUUCUGUGCGCGACUGUUGUUGAGCAAUUGCUCGCGCAUUUGUAGCAACUCGAGUUUCAUUCGCAUGUACUUACCGCAUGUGUGUGUGCGUGGCAGCGUGCAAUAAAUAAAGACAAAUAAACGUAUUUUUAUACAAAAUCA